CCGCUCCGCACGCACACAACAACGAGAAGCCGCUGCCGCGAGUCGCGAGUGUGCACGUCCGCGCGGCAACAGCCCUGGAAAUUUUCCCGAGUUCUCUGACUAAAUGUGAGAUCAACUAUUUGGGGAGAAAAUGGCUGAGGGGCCGGCCAAUUUAGGAUAUUUCGUCUCCAAAGACCAGAAUAGAACAAACGCAGACAAUGUUUGCGUGCUCGUCGUCCACUACAACUUUUAAAAUGCCAAAAACAAAAACUUCCAUCGGAAAGGUGAUGCUCAGGACGUAGAGAACCUGAAGAGAACCUUCAGAGUGAACCGGAACUGCAAUUUUCGCAGUAUUUUGUCACCGGAAAAAGGAAAGUUGCUCCACCUUCUCGCCAAUCAGGAAGAGCUAUUACGAUUAUUCGGCUCUUCAGAAGUUCCGUCCGUGUUUGUGCUUUACAUUCUUUCUCACGGCUACAGAGACGGAAUAAUCUUCACAGACCACUACAAGAACGAACACUCGGACGAGUUGAUUUUCUUCACAACAGCGGAGAUAUUCAAUUCUCUGAAAAAGCUCACUGGUUUCGAGGAAUGUCUAAAAUUCAUAAACUUUGGUCCAUGCAGAGGGGAACUGGGUGACGAGGUUUUUGACGCAAACCACAAAAAUAUCCCUUUCAAGAACGAAAAUUCCUGCCGUAUCACCUACAGCCCUCUAAUAAAGAACAUGGUUGUGUUCUUUUCAACGGUCGAAACGACCAGGGCCAAGCGAAACCAGUCAGGAACCACAUUCGCCUUCCUUACGUGCCAGGUCUUAAAUUCGCUUGAGUGGGACGAGAGUCUCAUAAAUGUCCUGGCAAAUAUUCAAUAUGAGAGUCACAAAAAUGUGGACUUCGUGGAAAAAAAAUACACUGGACAAACUCCAGAAGUGAAGAUGUUUUCCCAGGACAGAAGUUUUGUCUUCUCAAAAAGUCCUUCAAUCUACUCGGCUCCCUUGACAUCCGACGCAAUGGGCAUAAAAAAUAAAAAGAAACGCGAGUUUUACUCUUGGAAGUCGAGCUCAGGAGUUAACUUGCGACACCGCCUUGCGUUCCUAUUUUCCACAGAGCCUAAUGAACAGUUGAAAGAAAUUAAAAGAGCCUUGUCCCAAAACCUAGACUUUGAAACCAGCGAAAGGAUGCUCAGUGGAAAGCCUUGGGCGUCUAUUAAUGAAGCCUCGAGGCUUGACUCCGACAUUGGCUGCGUUUUCCUAUUUCUGUUUGGCCGUCUGAGUGAAAACAAGGACACGAAAGAGGUUUGCGUGCAGGUGGACAGCAGAGAAACUGCAGUAUCAGAAAUACUGCGCGAGUUCAUCGGGCCGAAAAAUGACCAGUGGAUUGGAAAACCAAAAAUAUUAUUUCUUGUGAACCAGGAAACGAGCUCAUUUGACUACGAUAUACCAAUACGACCCAAAAUGGAAAUAUCAGCAACAAACCACAGUGGAUGGCUAGUCCUAGUUCUGCACAACAAAGAUACACUUGAAAAGCUGAUCGAAAUCUUCAAGGGGCAGGAGCUGAAACAGGAGAAAAGUCUGCAAGAACUGCUCGCAAGUCUUCUAAUUUCCGAUUCAAUAGAAAGUAGGGAUAUGAUUAACUCGACGCUGCAAUAUCUUCUCAAUUUUCCAGACUGGCCUAGGUCUUUUGUGAAACUUAACUUUUCAGUGAAAAAUUUGCAAGAAUCUCAAGAAACGAACUUCAACUUCGACAGCUUGGUCAAGGAAUCAGCAAGAAAAAAACAAAUUUGGCUCUUGAGUUCCGACGCAGGAACGGGAAAGACGACAAUCCUCAGGGAAAUGGCUUUUCAGCUCGGGAAAUUAAAUCCAGAAUUAAAAAUUCUACGCGUUUCUCUUCCAAAAGUUUCGUUCAGUAUUCUAAAGCGGAAUAUAACUGAGAUUGAAUUUCUGGCGAAAGCAACUCACAAUUCACAAGAGGAAAUCAUCAAAAGCAUAGAAAACAAGCAAUGUGUUGUGUUUCUUGAUGGGCUUGACGAAAUCCGUCCUGAAAACCAAGAAAAAGUGCUGAAAGUUAUCAAUGGUCUUGAAAAGAAGCAGAUAUCCGUAUGGAUCGGAACGAGACCUCACGCAGAAAAAACAAUCCUAGAGCGGACAUCAAAUGCUGUUUUAGUAAAGAUUGAUCGCUUGAACCAAGAGCAGCAAAUCGAGUUGUUUCAGCAAGAGACGGGAAAGACUAAAGGCGAUUAUGAAGAAUUCAUCAAGAAAUUUACAUCAAAGGACAUCUUAAGUAAUCCUUUGCACCUUUCUUUGGUUGCUAAGUACGGAGCAGAAGGAAACUUGUACCAAAUCUACGACCAGGUUGUGCGACACAAAGUGGAGGACUCUCUGAUCAGGAAUGGAUACGACAAGAACAACAAAGUCAAAUUUCAAGAGGAAAUUGACGUCGCUUUCGAAUGUCUUCGACAGAUAGCAAGUUUCCACAUCAGAGUAUUUCCCCCAAUUGGUAACACGAGACAAGACCUUGAAAAAAUCAACUGCUAUGGCAUUGCUUCCUUUGAGAACAACAAGUGUUGA
This is a messenger RNA of Cloeon dipterum, 2539 nucleotides long. RefSeq lists its product as uncharacterized. The record is from RefSeq and is a predicted model, not a curated record. The transcript has 11 exons. Gene Ontology annotation, molecular function: ATP binding; ATP hydrolysis activity. NCBI's taxonomy places the organism in Eukaryota, Metazoa, Arthropoda, Insecta, Ephemeroptera, Baetidae. Bases 701 to 2539 code for a protein of 612 amino acids.